AUGGCCCUUGUACAGCUUAAAAAAACACCAACAAAUAUCGACGCGAUUACACCCCAGAUAACAGUAACACUUGAACCUGAUGAACCAGGUGAAAGUCGCAUUAAGGAAGCACUUCCAUUGAUAAUAGAACCUUAUAUGAGAUCUAUUGCGGUAUAUCAAAUGCAAUUGAAGAUGAGUCAAAAGUUAGAGACUAAUGCUUGUUUAAUUUGUUUGGGUUUGAGUGCACAGAUUAGCAUGAAGAUAGCCUACAGAGCUGAUAAAGGCAUCUUAACGAAACCUAUUUUUCGACGUUCCGAAAGCAUUGCCACGCUAAAGGGGGAGAGAAAAACUGACAAAGCUGACACCAACUUCAAGUUUAUAUACAGUUGCAUAGUAGAUGUAACUGUUCUUUAUCCAUUGGCAAUUACAUUUGCUAUAAGAUCCGGAAAAGACUACAUUAUGAACUAUGGUUGGAGACUUUGUUCAUGCUUGUGGAAGAUCUUCCACGUGUUUGAGAAGGAUACAGUGACUGAUGGCGCUAUGAUUCAGCCAAUGCAAAAAUUAAACUCUUUUUUUUUGCCCUGCACAAUGCAGGCUUCAGUACUAUGCGUUGUAAGAAGUAAUACCCCUGAAUCAAUUUGCAAAUGGUUUUAUUGCGGCUACUAA
Messenger RNA from Mycotypha africana, 645 nucleotides. RefSeq lists its product as uncharacterized. The coding region runs from base 1 to 645 and encodes 214 amino acids. The record is from RefSeq and is a predicted model, not a curated record. NCBI's taxonomy places the organism in Eukaryota, Fungi, Mucoromycota, Mucoromycetes, Mucorales, Mycotyphaceae. The transcript has 5 exons.